AUGCGGCUAACUUUUUAUAUGAUAGUUGCCAUCCGGUUGACACUGAGUCUUUCAUUAAAAUACAUCUUAAAAUCUCUUGAAGAAGAGCUGUUUUAUGAGUCUAUUCUUAUUUUGGAAGGUUCAUCUCAAAGUGAUACAUGUUGGAAACAAAAAGACAUUCAGGAAGAAGUUCCCGUUUUAAACUUAAAUGCAAAUCAAAGUUUGUAUCUAAAAGAUACGUUUAACACAGAUAUUCUUGUUUUAGUUUGCAUUCACAAAAACGAAGGAAAAACCCUGCAGGCUCUGUAUUCAAAUCUGGAAGAUAUGCGUGAUACACCCACCGUUUUAUUCGUUUUUUCGGGUUAUAAUAUCCGGGAUUUGUUAAAGAAGUGCUUCCAAAAUAAUAUGCUCAAUGUGGUGGCUUUUAAAGGUCAAGACAGAGAGUUUAUCUACAGCUUCCAGGCAUUCCCAAGCUUUCAAUUGAUUAAAAGACCUCUAAAGAAAGUUCGUAGAUAUUUCGAGCCGCAACUUGAGAAUCUGGGUGGCUAUACCCUAAAGGCACUACCCGACAACAUAAUACCGCGAACUGUGGUUUACAGGAGUGCCGAUGGAAAUCGCCAGUUGACUGGAUACCUCUUACCCUUCAUCCGGAAUUAUUUGAGCACCAUUAAUGCGAAUCUCAAAAUCUGCUGGGAACUGAUUCCGGAGGAGGGAAUGGUUCAGCUGCCGGAAGUAAUCAGGCUCUCGGAGAUCAAUGGCGUGGAUUUCCCGCUGGGCAUCCACGGAAUUGAGCAUGGAUCGACCAAACAAUACGUAAUGAUGGAAACCUCAAGCUGGUUCCUGAUGUUACCCGCGGAACCCUGGGUCCCCCGAGCUCAUUUCUUCAUUUCAUUGGGCUUGGAGAAGGUCUUACCACUAAUGUUACUAAUGGCUAUGGUGCUAAGUAAUGCCCAUCGCAUAGAAAUGGGACUGGGUCCCAGUUGGCGCUGCUACGUCCUGGGAGAUAGGGUCCUGCGAGGCUCCCUGGCACAACCAUUUAUCCUACCCAAAGGACUAUCUGCCAAGAUGAUGUUCAUUUACUGGUUGCUCCUGCUUUAUGGAUUCUUUGUGAGUAACUACUAUGUGGUGCAUCUGGAAACCUGGCUUGUAGAUCCACCUACGGGCUAUGUAAUCCGAAGCUGGGAUCAAAUGCGAAACCUCAACUUGAAGGUUCUAACUGUACCUACCGAAUUUAACAUCAUGACGCAAGUCCUAGGCAACGAUUUUAUAAAUGACAAUAGCAAUAUUAUUAAAAUAUCCAACUCAGAGGAUUUCCAAAAUAAGCGCCUAUCCAUGGACCAAUCUUACGCUUAUCCUGUCACCCAAACUUUGUGGCCACUUCUGGAGCAAGGACAAGUCAGACUUCGGAAACGCAUCUUCCGACGAUCUCGGGAGUUGGUGCUUAUACCCUUUUUGAUUAUGGCCAUGCCGUUGCCGAAAAACUCAGUCUUUCACAAGUCACUCAAUCGAUACUGGGCACUCACACAGCAGAGCGGACUAUACGAAUUCUGGUUUAAACGGAGCUUCAACGAUUUGAUUGCCCUUCGUAAAAUAAACUAUAAAAUAGAUAAGUACAAUCAAGCGUAUCACGAUUUCGAAUGGCUAGACUUGAGCUUUGUGUGGUUCACCUUUAUGGGAGGUACUCUCAUAAGUUUUCUAGUUUUCCUAGGCGAGAUUGGACACUACUGGUGGAAUUUGAAAAGGAUACCAAACUUUAUUGGUUUUUAA
Drosophila rhopaloa is the source of this 1746-nucleotide messenger RNA. RefSeq lists its product as uncharacterized. The record is from RefSeq and is a predicted model, not a curated record. NCBI's taxonomy places the organism in Eukaryota, Metazoa, Arthropoda, Insecta, Diptera, Drosophilidae. The coding region runs from base 1 to 1746 and encodes 581 amino acids. The transcript has a single exon.